Onychostoma macrolepis is the source of this 3906-nucleotide messenger RNA. RefSeq names its product leucine-rich repeat-containing protein 49. The record is from RefSeq and is a predicted model, not a curated record. The transcript is spliced from 18 exons. Bases 182 to 2665 code for a protein of 827 amino acids. Lineage: Eukaryota; Metazoa; Chordata; Actinopteri; Cypriniformes; Cyprinidae. Gene Ontology annotation, molecular function: protein binding.
CAGCGAACUUCCGCGGGUGUCACCGGAAGCAUAAGUCUAUUACCGGAAGUGCCCGUAACUGUUUACUAAAAGUUGGUUGCUAAGGACGCGCAGUGACGCGCUCUCCACGAGACUGCUUGUGAAACACUGCUGGAAAGGAGACUUUUCCCCUCAAGAAUUAUUAUAAGAGCCUCGCAGUGACAUGCGCUCUUAUAAGCAGCAGGAUGAUCCGAAUAAAGCGGCGUCUGCUCGGUUCCUGCCGCCUGCGGUUCACAGCUAUAAGCAGCAUCUGGCAGCAGUGCGGUCAUUACUGCCGGACCGACUGACCCACAGACCGCUUGAUCUGAGGUUAUCAAGUGAGCUGCAGAAAGCACUGAAUGUGGACUCAGUGAAACCAAACCCGUCCAGAACUGACGCUCGUCUGCAGGUGUCUCUCCGGCCGCUGCGCGCUUCGGUUCUGUCCUAUGACGGCGAGUUCACGGCUGCGGAUCGCUGUGUUUUCUCUCUCCCUGUGGCUCUUCCGGUGGGGAUGGUGGCGGAUCCGGGGCCGCAGGCAUACCGUGUGAAGAGGGCCGCUCACAGCGCGGGGCCCAAAGCAGCGCUCGCUCACACACGCGCUCUUCUUCAGGUGACACAGGAAGUCUGCGUGACAGUUCUGUCCCAUGUUUCCUGUCCGCCUUCAGCUUCAGAGAUGACAUCACUUCCUGUCCAGAGAGACUGGAUCUGGACCGGUAUCCCGUUCAUUUCAAAAACACCUAGCAACCACUCAGAACACCCUAGCAACUGCAUAGAAAUGCGCGGUUUGACGAACGUCCCUCAUCUGGACGCAGCCGAGAAUCUGCGUCUCCUCAACAUGCAGCACAACCUCGUCUCACACCUGCAGGACCUGCUUCACCUGCAGCGCCUUGUGAUCCUCGACCUCUAUGACAACCGUCUGAUUGACAUGUCUGGAGUCUCCUCCCUCACCUCACUGCGUGUGCUGCUGCUCGGGAAGAACAGAAUCCAGAGGAUCAGUGAUGUGGACGGCCUCGCUAAACUGGACGUUCUGGACUUACACAGUAAUCAGAUCUCUCAGAUUGAAAAUGUGUCUGGUUUGUCGAAGCUUCGUUUGUUGAAUCUCUCUGGAAACCGCAUCGCUCGAGUGGAGAACCUGCAGGGUCUGAAGUGUCUGACCGAACUGAACCUCCGACACAACAGCAUCACGUCUGUGACGGAUGUGGAGAGUCUUCCUCGUCUGCAGCGUCUGUUUCUCAGCGCUAACAGCAUCAGCAGGUUGGAUGCGCUGGCCUGUCUGUGGCACUGCCGCUCUCUGAGUGAGCUGAGCGUCGAUGGGAAUCCCGUGGCGCUGGAGUCAUGCUACAGACAGACUCUCCUCCGCUGCUCGCCACACCUUCAGCUGCUCGACAUGAAGCGCGUCACAGAGGAGGAGAGACGCACGGCGAGUGUUUCAGUACGAAAGGAGGAUGAGAAGAAGAAAGAGAGUCACAAACAGGCUGCGCACAAGGAAAGACGUCGACUGGCGAUCCAGAACGCAGCGCAGCAGUGGGAGGGGCUAAAGACCUGCCUCGAGCUUCCUGCCCAGAACGGCACAAAAGAAGAUGUCAGUCCAGACAACAGCCCCGCCCACAGCCCCGCCCAGACCAAUGGGAACGCUCAGGAGACGUCACCAGACGAGCCCAGGCGCUUGAGUCCGCUCACAGUCUCAGCCGGAGGGAAUGAGAGCAGGUUACGAUCAACCAGUCGUCCAAACAGCCCCCGAGACCUCAGGCCGCAGGACUCCAGCGGGCCCAGCGUUCAGAGUCUGUCCAUGUCUGACAGUCACCUGGCGGAGCUGGACAGCGAGACACUGCGUCUGUUUGGCCCCGGGGCCCUGGAGACUCUGGAGCGCUGCUGGAGCGUUCAGACGGCCGCGAGCGUCACCGCCGUCGCCUUCAGAUACAUCCACUUCGACUCCAUCAUCCCCAUGUUCCUGCGCAUCCGCCUCAAGUUCCCAAACCUCACGCACCUGAUGUUCAUGGAGACGAGCAUCACUCACCUCCCUCAGCUGGCGGCUCUGGCUCAGGUGCGGCGUCUGGAGCAGAUCAGUGUUCAUUCGGAGGGGAAUCCGGUGGUGAGACUGACGCUCUGGAGAUCCUUCCUCAUCUACAGACUGCAGCACCUCAACCUGCAGAAGAUCAACGGCACCGAGGUCACUAUGAAUGAGAUCAUGGCCUCGGAGCGGAUGUUCGGUGCUCUGGGUCACAUCGCUACUACAGAAACACCGCGCUGCCGCCUGCUGCUACUGCUGGAGGAGUCCAGGAAGCGGCAGCUGCAGUUCCUGCUGGACGGACGCGGGCGCAGAAGCGGUCAGAGUCCAGAGGACCUGAAGGAGAACGGCAAACAGCUGGGAGACGGCUUGAGCCGAGCGCUCUUCAGCUAUCCCAGCAGACUCUCCGGCGGCCCCGAGGAGGCCGGUGCUGGCGGCUCGGAGCGCUCUCAGAUGGUGCAGCAGUAUCUGCGAGGUCUGAUCCACAGAGCUUCCUCUCACUGCGUGAAGGCAGACGCUCUGCAGAAGCUCUGGCCGUCGCUCUUCAGUGAGAUCGUGAGAGACUGUGUGCUGGAGAUGAGAGACAGACAGGCCUUCAGACAGACGAGCCUCCAGCGGCUCCACAGCGACUCACACACGAGAACACAGACUGAGCACUGAAUGUACAGCAGCCUGCGUUUAUCUGAGUCCAUCUGCUCACUCCUGAGGGAACUAAUGGUGCUCCUGAUCAAACACACUCUGCACAGGUGCAUCACAGAUGUGCCACACACAGACCUCAGCGCAGCGGAGAUCCUUCAGAUGACUGAGACGUUAAACUGCAAACAUGUUAGCCGUUUAACUAACAAGAUGAAGAUUCUCCUCAAACUGUUGCUCUGCCAUGAAAGUAGUCAAACUGAAAGAGAAAUUGUUUUAAUUUAUUUUAUUUUAUUUUAAAUUAUGCCCAAUCUUAUAGUCAAAAUUAUUUGAACAUUUUAUUUUUAUUAUUCUAUUAUUUUAGGUUGGAAUAAAUUUCAGAGGCCUUUCUUUGUUUAGCAGUUUUAUUCUAUUUUAUUUACAUUUUUUAAUUUUUAAUUUAAUUUUAAUUUAAUUUAAUUUAUUUUUUAUGCCCAAUCUUAAAGUCAAUAUUAUUUUAACAUUUUUAUUUUUUGUAUUCUAUUAUUUUAGGAAUGGAUUUCAGAGGCCUUUCUUUGUUCAGCAGUUUUAUUUUAUUUUUAUUUUUAUUUUUAUUUUUUUAAUAUUUUUAAUAUUUUUUUUAAUUUUUAUUUAUUUUAUUUUUUUAGUGCCCAAGCUGAUAGUCCAUUUUAUUUUUAUCAUUCUAUUAUUUUAGGUUGGAAUUGACUUCAGAGGCUUUUCUUUGUUCAGCAGGUUUAUUUUAUUUUAUAAUUAUUAUAUUUUUUAUUCUAUUCAGUUACCAGCUCUAAACAUGUCAAGAGUUUAACUAGCUCAAGAUUCUCCUCAAACUGUUGCUCUGCUGUGACUGAAAGAGAAAUCUGAUUAACCUGCUCUUGAGCUGCACGAUCACUUGAGUUUUGACUCAUUUCCAAACACACUGCAUUAAUGGAGUUUGUGUAGAUGAAGUGUUUGCGUUGGGGUGUGUGUGUAGAGUGUGUUUCAGAUCUUUUGUUCAUUCUGUCUUUCACGCCUGUCGCUUCCUCAUAUUGAAUGUCAAAAUCAAACCAUAUGAUCUUUCACAAGCACUGAUUUAUGUUUUGUAUUUUACUGUUUAUUAAAAAGAAAGAAGUAAAAAAAAGUUUGAUUGACCUGAAUUUGGCAUCAAAAUGUUCACCUUUAUUUAACUAAUUAACGAAUUAUUUGAUUAUUAUAUGUAUUUAUUAUAUAUAGUGCUGCCAAACAAUUAAUCGCAAUUAAUCUCAUCCAAAAUAAAAGUUUUUGUUUACAUA